UCAUGCAAACGGUGCAAAUUCCAAACUUCUGCGACUUGUUGAGAAACGUAUUUAAUGUAAGUCAGUUUUAAAAUUUAGUGGGAGUUAUCAGACUUAUUUCCCGUGAGGAUCUUUACAUCGGCAUAAUGUCUAGAGUAGUGUUGUUCGUCUUCCUGGCAGGGCUAUCCUCCAGUUUGGCCUUGAAAGUGGCCGUUCCCGAUUUCGGGCCCUAUUACACCGCGUCGGGGGUUAUUCACCUGCCCUACGCGGAAAUCAAAGAGCCCUUCACAGCGUAUUUUGACCUAGAGAACAACAGGAGCCGCAUUGACUACUAUGGAGGGAUGGUCAUGACCUACCAGCGGGGGGAUCAGAUGACGUACGGCGUCUCCUACAAGGUGGCACCCGAGACAACGGAGACCCAGACCAACGUGCAGACAUGCUUCCAAGUCAAUGGCACCAAGGAUAACGAGAUACUACCUCAGUCAAUUGUGCCAGAUCUCACGGAAUUCACUUAUAAAGGUGAAGUGUCCUGCAAAUGGGGAACAUGUGAGCAGUAUUUGCUAGUCACUCAAGUGGGCGACCAGAUGAACCGCUACACCUUCCUGCUGACACGCUCAAAGGAUGGCGCUCCCAUCCCGCGGCAUUAUGAGAUGAAGGGAUAUGACAGCCUAAUCGGAAGUCAUUAUGAUAAAUACGUAAUCUCCUAUAUCCAGUUCGAUCCGGUCAAACCCGAUCCAUCAGUAUUCGAUAUUCCGCAAGGAUUGGUAUGCGGUGGAUUUCCUGGUCCCGGCUCGGGUGUGGAGCACAUUGUGGAAGCCAACCCCAUGCACGAGUAUGUGCGUCGUGAUCAUAGCCACAUCCACCACGCUUUCGAAGACUUCAAAAAGAAUCAUCAGCGGGACUAUAAUGACAAGGAGCAUGCCGUUCGCAUCCGUCAUUUCCGUCAUAAUUACCGCUUUGUUAAAAGUCACAAUCGGGCGGGCAAAACUUAUAAAUUAAAGAUCAACCAUCUGGCUGACCGAUCCGACGACGAACUAACCCGUCUGCGAGGGCGAUUGCCUUCCAAGGGCAAGGGAAACAACGGCCUUCUCUUCAAUAAAAAGCAGUUCAAGAAGAAGGAUAUUCCCACGGAGAUUGAUUGGCGCCUGUAUGGAGCGGUGACGCCAGUGAAGGAUCAGGCUAUCUGUGGAUCGUGUUGGAGUUUUGGCACUGUGGGAUCUGUGGAAGGUGCGUUGUUUGUGAAGACCGGCAAGUUGGUUAAGUUGAGCGAGCAGAAUUUAGUGGAUUGUUCAUGGGGAUAUGGAAACAACGCAUGCGAUGGAGGCGAAGAAUGGCGCGCCUAUGAGUGGAUUAUGAAACAUGGAGGCAUUGCCACCGAUGAAUCUUAUGGAUCAUAUUUGGGAGCGGAUGGUUACUGCCAUUACAACUCUUCGAAUACGGUCAUCGGCGCAAGAAUUGCAUCCUAUGUCAACGUGACUUCCGGUGAUGAAGAGGCGCUAAAGAUGGCCAUCGCCGUGCAGGGCCCGACGGCCGUGGGUAUCGAUGCGGCGCAUAAAUCCUUCAGCUUCUACUCUCACGGUGUGUUUUACGAGCCGGAUUGCAAGAACGGGCCUGACGAUCUCGACCAUGCUGUCCUGGCUGUAGGCUACGGGGAUUUGAACGGGGAGCCAUACUGGCUGGUGAAGAAUUCGUGGAGCACCUACUGGGGUAACGACGGUUACGUUCUGAUGAGCCGUAAGGAUAACAACUGCGGAGUAACCACUGAUGCUACCUAUGUUAACAUUGCGGCUUGAAGCUGUUGUUUUAGUACUGUUAGUUGCAAUUUUGCUCCAAAAAGUUGUGAUUUUUUUGGUUAAUUUUGUUUCAUUUUUUAUCGUUUCGCAGUUGUGAGUUUAGUUGAGCUUCAUUGUGAUUUAAGUUGACGACCUGUUUCACAUUGGAACGUGCGUACGUAGUUAUCCAGUCCGGUCGGCAGCCGGAAUGACUCGGUUGACCAAUCGCUAAAGUUGUUAUCGAUGUGGUACUUCUUGCUGUGUUCUUCAAUGAACAGUUUCUAUUGCCGAAUAAGAAGCAAUACUCUCAA
Paramacrobiotus metropolitanus is the source of this 2062-nucleotide messenger RNA. Its product is annotated as cysteine proteinase 3-like. The record is from RefSeq and is a predicted model, not a curated record. Gene Ontology annotation, biological process: immune response. Lineage: Eukaryota; Metazoa; Tardigrada; Eutardigrada; Parachela; Macrobiotidae. Bases 126 to 1772 code for a protein of 548 amino acids. Gene Ontology annotation, cellular component: lysosome. The transcript is spliced from 6 exons. Gene Ontology annotation, molecular function: cysteine-type endopeptidase activity.